This is a messenger RNA of Dicrocoelium dendriticum, 1581 nucleotides long. NCBI's taxonomy places the organism in Eukaryota, Metazoa, Platyhelminthes, Trematoda, Plagiorchiida, Dicrocoeliidae. The record is from the annotation of a GenBank genome assembly.
AUGGCAAUCAUUAACCAGCUAACCGCGCUGUUCGCAAACAUUUGGCAUGAAGAGAAAGUGCCUCCCUCUUGGGGCGAAUCAGUUAUUGUCCCAAUUUUCAAGAAAGGCGCUCGCACUUCAUGUGCAAAUCAUCGCGGGAUUAGUCUUAUUUCGGUUGCCUCUAAGCUGUUGGCAUCCAUUCUACUUCGUAGACUAUCCCCAGUACGUGAAUCGUACUACCGUGAAGAACAAGCUGGUUUCCGUCCUGGCCGCGGAUGCGUGGAUCAAAUCUUCACGCUCCGCCAACUCCUUGAACAUCGCCACAUUUAUCACAGGCCCACUAUCGUUACAUUUCUAGACAUACGUGCCGCUUUUGACUCCGUUGAUCGACCUGCUUUAUGGCGUUGCUUACUAAAGAACGGGGUGCCAGAGAAAUAUAUCGCCAUCUUACGAGCACUUUACCUUCACACAUCCGGCAGAGUGAGGGUCUAUGGCAAGCUUUCCUCACAAUUCGCUGUCAAUAGCGGUGUGCGACAGGGCUGCCCUAUAUCCCCAUUCCUCUUCAACUUCGCAAUCGAAGACGUUCUGUCGAAUGCCCUAGGUUUCCAACAUUUUGGCCUAGAGCUUCUACCGGGUGAGCGCGCGACCGACUUAGAUUAUGCUUAUGAUAUCGCCUUACUUGGUGACGAUCCUCAGUGUAUGCAACUCAUUCUGGAUCGUUUGGCGGUUGAAGCAUCUAAGUAUGGCAUGAGCUUCGCCCCAUCGAAGUGUAAAGUACUGCUCAAGGAUUGGCUUUCACCUACACCCGUGCUCACUCUCCAAGGUGCACAACUUGAACAGGUAGAUAGUUUCGUCUACCUUGGGAGCUGUGUUUCCGCUGACGGCACAAUCAACAAAGAAGUUUCACUUCGCAUCGCUAAAGCUCGAUCAGCAUUUGUCAAUCUGAGGCACUUGUGGCGUCGUCGCGACGUCUCAUUCUCACUAAAGGGCCGAGUUUACAGCGCGUCCGUUCGCUCAGUAUUGUUGUAUGGGAGCGAGUCCUGGCCGAUUCGCGUGGAAGACAUGCGUCGUCUUUCUGCGUUCGAUAACGGUUGCUUAAGGAGGAUCGCUCGUGUUCGGUGGCAACAUCGAGUUAAUAAUAUUGACGUUCGACGUCGCGUCUUGGGGAAUGCAAGUAUUUCCUUCAACAAACUGGUUUUGUUGCGCCAGUUAAGAUGGCUCGGUCAUGUCCUACGCAUGGCACCUGAGCGUCUACCGCGUCGCGCUCUAUUCGCUCGUCAAGGACCUGGCUGGAAGCGACCGCGUGGUGGUCAGCCUUCCACUUGGCGGCAGCACAUGAAAUCGCUGACGUCGUGUCUAGCCGCUGUUGGACCCGUACGUCUUCCAGGAUGGGGACCCAAAGAUGAGGAGUGCCAAUGGCUUAGGACACUUGAAGACAUGGCCCGCAACCGGAAUCAAUGGAAGAAUUGUGUACAGUGUUGUGUUGAUUCACAUGUUUAAUUCUACAAACAUUGAAAAUGACAAAAAAAGAGAAAAAUCGGCGUGUGACAAACAAACUAAAAAUGUUUUGUUCUGUAUUUUUGUCAAAAUAUUCCAUUUUCU